ACUCUAACGAAAAAUUCAUAAAAUGUCAGCCGACAAAAUUUAUAGCAAAACACAUAAAUCCGAAACGCAUUCGCAGCUGCUCCAUGUGCCAGCCGUCAAGAUGGUCAAGGACAAGCCCGUGCAACUGGGCUCCGAGCAACUCAAACUAUCGAAUAACCUUGUGCUCAUGAACCAGCACGAUUACGAUCGCCAGAGAUUGUUUUUGUACUUAACCAUUUUGAAGAGCGUCGUCUGUCUUGCGAUCAUUAUGUUGAUGGUGCACUUCAUAGGCCACAGUAGUCGGGUUAAGCUCCUAGCAAAGCGUCCCAGCGGAAAGACUAUACUGCUUUGGAAUACAGAGAACAGCCCGGUCACGUCGGAAUAUCUGCAUUGUGGCUGCGUUUUGACCAACAACCGGGAAUACGCCAACGGGCCAAUCCAUGCCGUUGUCUUCAAUGCUGAUCGAGAUUUUUCACUCGCCGGCCUGGAAAAGGUAAAUCGCGCUCCGUACUUUUUGGCGGUAUUUGCGGCCAGAAACCCAUUGAGCUUGGCACGUAAUCCACUGUUGGAGCAUGGUGUUUCGGUAUUUAACUACUCCAUGACGUAUCGGCGCGACUCAGACGUACUCUUUACCGAUUACUACUUUUCGGCUGUUGAUCAAAAGCAUCAGACACUCGCCGAUAUAGACUUCAAUUUAUUGGAUCUAUACUCAAGCGAGCUGCUCUCUCCGUUCCAAUUGAGACUGCAAACGAAACAACGGCUCGUGUUUUACAUGGUGUACGAAGUCAACGAGUAUUCCCUGCCCGAAAGUCUCUACCUGCAGAAGCUGCGCAACUACCUUCAAUUGGAUGCCUUCAUAACCUGCCAUGGAUACCAAGACUGCGGUCAAUAUAAAUUCAUGCUGAUCUUUGAGUCAAGUGAAUGUCCGGACUUUGUGCAUCCGCAAAUAUACAAAGCGUUGGCCCACUACGUGGUGCCAGUCAUCAUUGGCCGUGGUAACGUUUCUGGCUUGAUUCCGCCUGGCUCCUACAUCAGCAGCGCUGACUUUGAGACUCCGGAAAUGCUGGCUAUACAUCUGGAAAAGUUGUCAAACGAUCCCCUGCAGUACGAGCGAUUCUUCGAUUGGCAUUCCAAAUAUCGAAUCCACAAAAACAGACAUCCCUAUUGCGCCCUAUGCCGGCAGAUGCGCAAGCUGCGCCAGCUAGUCCCAUCCGACAAGUUCCUCAACUGGUGGACUGGAUACCAGUGUCCCAAUCGCACAGACGUUGACCUGACCAGGAAUGAAAUUUCGGCCCCAUCCCCAACCGAUUUUAAUUAUCAAUCGCAUUGGAGCCGUUGAACAUUUUUAUUUCACAGAAUUUCGGCGGCACUUGUGAAGCUAAUAAGUCUACCCUUUCGAAAUUCCUUUUAUUUGAAAUUUGUAUGUGGCAUGUGCAACACCUCAAAAUUCCAGUCCCGGUCUAACGACAAACUUCAAUUCAUACUUUUGUAAAAGCGGCAAAUACAAAUACUUAUGCAUA
Messenger RNA from Drosophila navojoa, 1499 nucleotides. It is a transcript of the gene FucTD, whose product is annotated as alpha1,3-fucosyltransferase D. Lineage: Eukaryota; Metazoa; Arthropoda; Insecta; Diptera; Drosophilidae. The record is from RefSeq and is a predicted model, not a curated record. Gene Ontology annotation, molecular function: fucosyltransferase activity. Gene Ontology annotation, cellular component: membrane.